This is a messenger RNA of Cladophialophora immunda, 1134 nucleotides long. RefSeq lists its product as uncharacterized. The transcript has 3 exons. The record is from RefSeq and is a predicted model, not a curated record. Gene Ontology annotation, molecular function: zinc ion binding; DNA binding. Gene Ontology annotation, cellular component: nucleus. NCBI's taxonomy places the organism in Eukaryota, Fungi, Ascomycota, Eurotiomycetes, Chaetothyriales, Herpotrichiellaceae. Gene Ontology annotation, biological process: DNA-templated transcription. Bases 1 to 1134 code for a protein of 377 amino acids.
AUGAACUUGGAAAAUGCGCAUCAAGUGCCUGUCGGGGCUCCUAGCUCUGUCGAAGGACCUCCAUUGGACGGCUUUACCAAAGGUUCCGCCAGCGGCUCACCACCGAUUGUUCUGACUCCGUCUCAACAACAGCUAAAUCAUAAUGUACAUGACGAUUUAUUCCCAAGCAGCGAGAUGGCGAUGUUCCUCAUUGAGGUUUACUUCUCUCGAGCUUAUAACGCCACUCUGCUAUAUCACAAAGAACGUUUUGUUUCUCACUGGAUUAGGCGUCGCCUUCCGAGCUUCAUUGCCCUCAGCAUAUUUGCGACUGCGUCAAUCUUCCUGAGAAACGGCCAGUCCUCGAAUCCUCCCCUUACACUUGCCGACUCAGCCCAUGACUGGGAGAAAGUGGGCGCAGACUGGGCAAACCGAGCCUCUCAGCUAGUCCUGGCGCAUGCAGAUAUUCCCAGUCUGGAGACCGUGCAAGCUUGUCAAACCCUCGUUCUCUAUUGGCUCGCUCAUGGACAGACUCAACGCGUCAAUAUACAUGCGAACGUCGCCUAUCGAGUAUGUCGCCUGCUUGGCAUUAAUCAAGAAUCCGCCGCCGAUGACCCAAUAACAGCUGAGCAGGAAAGACGCUGCCUGUGGGCUUGCUGGAUCACUCAAUGUAUAAGUCAAGACAACGCCACAUUCAAGGGUCGCUGCUGGAAUGACAUUGCGGGCAUUCCACUGCCUGCCACUGAGAUAUCUUACAUUAGAAGCGAGCCUUGCCCCUAUGAAUAUCUCACGAGCGAUGGAGAGGUGGGGCAGAUACCUCAGUCUUCUUUGGAGCAUCCAGACACUUGGUCUCCCAUGUCAGAGCUGGUGAAACUCGCUGGAUACUGGUGGGAAAUUCACGACUUUGUCAAGCAAACAUCAAACUGCACCCCUGUCGAAGCCAAACGCCAUCUAGCAUCUUGGAUGAACAUUUCAUCACGACUGGAGAAGAUUCAAGAUGCUUUGCCAACACUAUACCGGCAAAGACCAGCGCUCUCGCGUCAUUCAGAUGUCAACAUUGAAACGUUGUUCUCGUUACUAUGUCUUCAGCAUGCCUGUGCCUGUGUGUUGGUGAGAGACCCAGCCCAGUUCGCUAGCCUUAUGACUUUCAGUCUCUGA